This is a messenger RNA of Chenopodium quinoa (quinoa), 564 nucleotides long. RefSeq lists its product as uncharacterized. The coding region runs from base 1 to 564 and encodes 187 amino acids. The transcript has a single exon. The record is from RefSeq and is a predicted model, not a curated record. Lineage: Eukaryota; Viridiplantae; Streptophyta; Magnoliopsida; Caryophyllales; Amaranthaceae.
AUGUCGCCAAAAACAGCCACUCUCUCCUUGGCCCUCCUCGCACUCACUCUCACUCAAACACUAUCCUUCGCGCAUGCCCUCUGCCCGGGCUUUGCUUCAAUCCCUGAGAUCUUGAACCAGUAUGAAUUACCACCCUCGCUUUUCCCGGAUGAUGUGCAGAGCUACAACUGCCAUAGUUUACCCAACGACUCCCUCAGUUUAACGAUUAACUUGAAGGGUGCUUGUACCGUGACAAAGGCUUUAGGCCCUGUAAAAAAUAUACUCGAGUGCCAACCAACGAUUUCGGCCACCAUAUCUACUGGAAAACUCAGCGACGUUAAGGGAGUCACUGUCCAACUCUAUGUUGAAGUUCUCCCUGGGAUUGUUGUCCCAUUUGGUCCGCUCAUGACCAUAACCGGUGCCAUACGUGUUUUCGAUGAACAAUACAACUUAACUUGUUUAAAGUUUACUUCAAACGAAGGUGAUAGUCCAUGCUUUCCUUACUCUUCGUUCCCUAAGGAUCCCACCAAAUGUGAUAUCUCUGCUGCCAACACCAACCAAGAUAUUCCUCUUCUUCUCGCUUAA